Messenger RNA from Mytilus californianus (California mussel), 3222 nucleotides. RefSeq lists its product as uncharacterized. The record is from RefSeq and is a predicted model, not a curated record. Gene Ontology annotation, biological process: proteolysis. The transcript is spliced from 7 exons. NCBI's taxonomy places the organism in Eukaryota, Metazoa, Mollusca, Bivalvia, Mytilida, Mytilidae. The coding region runs from base 104 to 1099 and encodes 331 amino acids. Gene Ontology annotation, molecular function: cysteine-type endopeptidase activity.
UUGUCCCAAACAAAAGCCAAGAAUAAGGAAAAGAGAACAGGAAACCAGUAUUUCGAGGAAAUAUUCUCGAUUUUCAUGUAGGGGAGAGAAAUCAGACAUAACUAUGAGUGAUAAUCAGGAUGAACCUAAAAGAGGAGACAGUGAGGUAGAUGCUAAGGUUGGAGAUAGUCAGAUGGAUUCCAAAGGAGGCUAUGACCAAGCUGAUGCUGCAGGGUAUCCAGAAGACCGUUCUUCUCAAAGGAAACCAACUUCUCAAGAUUUAAAAACACACGUAUCUGUAAUCACAGAGAUUGCAGAUAUAAGGGAUGAAGAAUUUAAUUCACAAACCUAUAAAUCAUGUGAAAAUGUUGGGAAAGCAGUUAUUGUUAGUAAUUUUAUGGAUGGCUAUACACCAAAAAAUAAUAGAGAAUUGGCUACCAGGGUGUAUGCCAAGGGCGAUUGUGAGAAGCUAGAAGGAGCACUAAAAAGGAUUGGAUUUCAACCUUUGGACAAAGAUCAAGACAGUAUGGUAUACAAAAAUCUGACAAAAAGUCAGUUUGUUGCCCUAUACAGUAAAGCUGCAAAAGAAACCAACUACAGACCUAAAGGAGGUGAAGGAUAUACCUGUGUACUGUUUUUUGUCAUGUCAUAUGGGAGAUCAGGAUUGAUAAGGUGUCAUGCAGAGCCAGGAGAAAAAGGGGAGCAUCCAUUUGUAGAACAAAAGCACCUGCAGGAAGCCUUCCAACCACAAAAUAAUCAUUCACUGGCCUUGAAGCCAAAGUUGUUUAUUAUCCAGACUAUUCCUGAAGCAACAUCUGAGGCAGAUGCAGCAGGUGGUAUUGAAGUUACAACCACCAAGAGGAUACCAAGAGAGGCAGAUUUUUUGACAUAUGCCUGUGAUCAGUAUUGUAUAAAAGGUAAGGAUGAGAAUAUCUUUAUCAACUCUGUAGUGCAUGUUUUAAACAAUCUAGCUAAGGAGAAAGAGGAGAGGAAGCCUGCUUUGGAGAUUCAGAAAGUUUUAAUAAGAAUGAACAAGGAGUACAAAGACAAUAGAUCAUACAGAACUUGGAAAUUGCCUUGUGUUACAUCUUCUCUUACAAAACAGUUGAUCCUGUUUUGAUUUCAACAUAAAGUGAAAAACUUCUAACAAUGGAAACAAAACAAAAAAAACUUUUCUCUAGUUUUUAAAAAGAAAAAAACAUUGGUGUGUACUUAUUUGACCCAUUUUCUCUGUUUUUAAAAUGAAUAACAAUUUGUUUAAUUAUUUUUCACAUAAUUUAGUUCUAAACAGUAAUAUGAAGGUUUUAUUGAGAAGGUCCAAGGGAUAUAAAUUUAAGUUUAUGCCAUAUCCAUAAGGUCCAAGAAAUGUGAAUGCCAUCCAUAAUAAAAAAAAAAACUUUACUUAGAAACUUUAAAGUGAUUAGGACAUUAGAUUUUUACUUUAUCUCAUUUUAUUUCACUGCUAAUGUGGUAUUAUAUUGGUACAUGCAUCAUGCACUAUUGAAUUUUAAAAGUUGACACAUGCUGGUAUGCAUUUUCUUGAACAUUAUUGCAGCUCAUGAAUUAAAGUAAACAUUUCUAUAUAGAGCCAAUUGACAAAUUAUCAACAAUUUUUUCUUUGUUUUUUUGUUGUGUAAUGAUGGUAAGGAUUAUUAAAUUCUUUUGGGUUUCACUAGACUUUCAUCUUUUUUGUAAAGACUUGUGUUCCAGAAACAUAUUUUAUUCAAAUAUGUAAAUGACAUGUGUUACAGAAAUGUAAUUUUUAUAUUUUGUACAUGUAUGAGAUAGGCACAGCUGCAAUGGGAUUGUCCAUCCACCCAAUAGUAGUUGAUUGUUAUAUACAGAUGUAUAUAUUUUUAUACAUAAUUAUUUAACUUGACUUUUCAUGGUUUUUAUAUGAAAUAUUGAUAUCAAUAAUUAUUGUUGUCAUUAAUUGGCAUUGUUCAUUAUCCAUUGUAAGCUUUUUCAAGAUAGUCAACUUUAAAAUUGUUUUAACAAUUUAAUACAUAUAUAAGUUUCACAUGAUUUAUCCUAAGGAUAUCUGGAUUAUAGUUUGUAAAUUAUUUUGUUUCUAUCAACCAACAUUGUCAUAAUGGUUGAAAAUAUUAUGAUAAAAGGGUAAAAUGAAAAUAACAGCCUAUACUGUAAAUUCAGAAAUUAUUGUGUGCAUUUAUUAUUUCGAUUUUUGAAGAAUGGACAAAAAUUAGAGAUUGACCAUUGCAGGUUAGUUUCAGGAAAAUCUGCAUACAGAUAUAUGUCACCCAGUCGUAUUAUUCGCAAUAAUUUCUGAACUUACACAUUUAUUGCACUCAUUAUCUUUUUCAUAGAAUAUUUAAAGUUGUCAUUAAUUGUGUAAUUCAAUAAGGAAACUUUUUCUGUGUUAUUUCAUCGAGUUUAUUAUUCACCGACCAUGCCCUCGUGGGUAGUCAAGGUCGUUAAACACCUCCCUAGUAAUAGAGUUUAUUGAAAAGUAAGAAAAAAAUGAUAUGAUUUGUAUAGAUGUUGAUUUAUAUGUUACUAUGAUCAUAGUGCUUAACUUGAGUAGCUCACUACAGAUUUAUAUUUUAUUUUUACUUAUGUUUGAAGGUUAAGAUUACCUAUAAAAUUGUGCAGGCAUAUGAUAAACUAUAUUUAAUACAUUGAUUACAUACUAGAUAAUACAAUGGGAUAAUUAUAUGGCUAUCAUUGUUAUUGAUUUACCAACACAUUGUCAGUAGAUUGUUUUACCAUGAUAUGUUAUUAAAUGGAAAACAUUCAUUGAAAGGACUCAUUUCAAGGUGGCAAUCUUAUCAAAUAUCUAACAUUAUCUGCACAUUAAUAAGUUGUGAAGUCAAGACAUAGCUUACUUACAUCUGUCAUUGGUGUCAGUGUUAUUUACAUUUAGUAUCAGUCUGCGGUUCAAGAUUGAUAGACAUCAAUAACUUUGUCAAACCUUAAUAAAAUUGUUAGAAACUUGUACGAGGGUAGGAAUCCUACCUCACAUGUGGCGUUUCUUACACACACUAUUGGAGACCUAAAAGCUGGCUUCACAGUAAGUUGUCUAUGUAUAAAUCCUAAGAACAUUGUUUUUAUGCAAUAAAAUGUUGUGCAAAGAUUUUUACCCUAUGAUAGUUAUAACCAUAAGUUUUAAAUUCACAAACAAAUUGCUAUGUUUCUCAAACACUUACACACAGGUGUCGGAUCAGAAGUGUUCUUGGUCACAUUUUCUGUCAAUAUAUCUGAAAUAAAAGAGUUAUUAAAGGA